Messenger RNA from Dendronephthya gigantea, 1704 nucleotides. RefSeq lists its product as uncharacterized. Lineage: Eukaryota; Metazoa; Cnidaria; Anthozoa; Malacalcyonacea; Nephtheidae. Gene Ontology annotation, molecular function: protein binding. Gene Ontology annotation, cellular component: membrane. The transcript has 7 exons. The record is from RefSeq and is a predicted model, not a curated record. Bases 1 to 1704 code for a protein of 567 amino acids.
AUGACUGGCAACUGCUUGGACGAUAAAGCACAGUUUCGUUACAAUGAUACAGAAAUAUUGUGGCAUAUCGAGUCGGGGGGAUCGUUUUUUUCUAUCUCAGCAGCCAGAUAUCAGAAUCGUUUAGCGAUAUAUAUAGCAAUAUCAAGAAGAGCAAAAAACAGCCAAAAACUCAGUAGUCAAAAUUUGAAACAAACUGACGCUGGAUCUUUAUACUUUUACAAUGACGGGAGAUGCGCUGAGCUUUCUGGAGAUUAUCUGUAUAGAAGAACAUAUUGCGACACAUCUGACCAGACGUUUACUUUUGGUUCAGUGACAAAGUACGGCGACAAAAUGAAAUAUGUUCAUUGUUCUCUAAAACAACGUAUGGUGAUCCACAAAGCAUAUUAUGGCAAAUUCGACAAUAGCGGUACAUUUGACAGCAGAGCCCACAGUGAUGCACAAUGUACUGCAGUGACAAGUUGUAGGUUGAAAUCUCUUUGUGGUGGAAAGAGAUCUUGUGAACUGGUCGUUGACAAUAAUUUACUAUUGCCAAACCUCUGUUCUAACACAAGGGAAGAGCUUUAUACCGAGUACACUUGUGUGGAUAACUAUACAAGUCCCAUAACAACGACAGUUUCAGGACUUCAAAUUAGAUUAUCAAGCGGCUACAGAGGCUACCUCUACAUAUACGAAAAAACAUGGUUGAGAGUAUCUGAAGAAGAUUUGGAUGAAAACAAUGAGAGGUGGUUAUGUCAACACUUUGGAUUUCAAGACCGUCUCAACAAUAAAGUUGGUUUUGGAAGAGCUCGCAAUGGUGAGAGUAUCGUAGCUGGUGACUUUGUUUGUUAUAACACUACGUCCAGAGAAACAUCAUGUUGUGUUUAUCUUCAACCAAAAACAGCGACAUCAACUGAUAAAAUACCAUUUGUUGAAUGUAAGAUUUGUGACAAUCAGUUGCUAAACAACUUGAAUAAAUUUCUUCAUAACAUAUUUGGUGGCAAUGGAGGUAAUAGUUUUCACGAAGCAAGGUUUACUAAAGGUGGCUGGUGUUCCUCGACGCCUGGCUCAUAUCUCACCAUCGACCUUCAAAAAGAAUAUCACAUAACACGAGUUGUGGUCAUGGGUGAUAAAGAUCAGACAAAGUGGAGUGAAUCAUAUUCACUGAAAUACAGUCAUAAUGGAAGUUUGGUGGAUAGCAGUCGUGUAGUACAGAUUUCAGGAAACCAGAACGGUUAUCAAGCAUCGACUACAGACGUUGAUAUUUAUAAUGUGAGAUAUAUUAAGAUAGAAUCAACUGGAAACACAGACUUUUGUCUUAGAAUAGAACUCUGUGGAGUGGUUCAGCGACCAGCUUCCGUGAACGAUGUUCGAAUUAAUCCUUCCAAGAAUUCAGCACUAGUAACUUGGAAAUUACCAACUUCCUCCAGUUCAAGUUAUAUAAAAAGAAUCAAAAUAUAUUUGGUCGGAAGGUAUCUCGUAUCCGUUCCACGAGAAAAUGAGUAUAAUAUCAAUAGUCUCCAGCCAUAUACUGAUUAUCAAGUUGGAAUUGAAGCCGUAGACAAUUACAUUCCGAGAAGCGGAGUAGUAUACAAAAUAUUUAGGACAAAAGAAGCAGGCUCUUCUAACGUCCGGGAUCGUCGGGUCGUUUGGGGAGACAGCUCUUUACAAAUACUCACAGAACACACACAUAUAUUUAUAACUCUUUAUUCGUGCUUCGGUGCUUGA